AUGGUUGAUAAGGGUGUUUUAUUUGGUUUUGACAUAAGUCAAAUAGGUCAAAAUGAUGGGGAAAGGUGCUUUGAGAUGGUUAAGGCCGAAAAGUAUAAAUCUUUAGCACCAUCAACCUCAAUGUACUGGAUAUUCGAUGACGAAACCUGUCCAGAAAUGCUUAUGGCCAUUCGAAAGGCUAAACAUGAGCUUAACCAUCUUUGGCCUAUUUGUUCCCCAGAUCAAAAUGUCGCAGAAUUAAUAUUUCAGAUUGUAGGGCUUGAGCAUGAAAUUAAGGUAUUAAGAGAGGAGAAUGCAAAAUUAUAUGACCAAGUACACGGAGUUACCCCGGAUCCUCUGGCUCACAAUUCCUUAGAUCAAUUAAUGACCUCUGUAAAUGACAUUAGCGUGUCUAUGGUUUGCGAUGAAACUAUGACACCGACAAAUUACUUCAGACCACUUCCUGGUGUAAAUACAAUCCUAGCCUGUGGCGAGAAAUCUAGAAUCGAUAAAGAUCAGUCAACGGCCCUCACAGCCAAAGUGUGCCAAGGUAUAGACCAAAUAGCGCAGAUGUUCUAUGAUAAUGACAGUGUUCAACAAAGCUGUGAUAACGAAACGCUAAAUAUGGGCGAUCAAGCUAUGGGUUUGUCUGAUCCAAACUCCUAUCCACCGUCAAAGACUUCAGCUGGUCUCUGCUCGAGUGGCCUGCAAAUUUGGAAGAAAGAAUCCUCGGCUCAACUAAACAUUCAUAAGGAUCUCCAACCUCCAGAAAUUCCUCUUGGAAAUCGUCCAGGUGGCCUCAAAAUUUGCAAAGAAGAAUCCGAAAAACCAUUAGGUCUUCAGAUCUUCAAAGAUCCUGAGGGUGUAGCAGGUCGGAGUGAAUUCCAGAGGCCUCUUGCCGCCCGUGCAGCAUUAGGCGGCAUCCAGCGUUCACCCCCAAAAACCCAGUACCAGCAGCCAAUUGGAGAUGAGAAUCUUGUUCCAAGGUAUCUGCAUAACGAUUUUAAUCAGUUGAAUCUCACUGGCUCACGGAUCGACUUAGUCCCAUGUUGUGCAUCAACGGCAGUGUUUCAGGUGCCAAAACCUGCUGUACUGCCCUCUCCUAUUGCUCCCAUUUCUAGUAGUGGCACAAAUCGGAUUUCACCUCCCACAAUUAAACCAAAAGUUGAUACGCAACUGGAUGUAGUUGCACCCAUUCAACCUGCUCCUCAGCAAUUCAAACAGCAGAGUGAUGAAAACGACAUGGACAUGGGGAAUUCAGGCAAUGAAUCGCCAAACCGACCAGUAUCCCCAUUGGCCGCGGCGUUCAAUCAAUUUGUCCAUAGUCCCGAUAAGAGUGGACGAUUGCGUAUCGACGCGACUAAAUUUAUGGAGGCUUUCCUCACAAAAAAGAAUAAAAAUCCCUCCUCCAGUGCUAAUGAACGAAAAUGGCCUCAAUUGUUCUAA
Rodentolepis nana is the source of this 1425-nucleotide messenger RNA. Lineage: Eukaryota; Metazoa; Platyhelminthes; Cestoda; Cyclophyllidea; Hymenolepididae. The record is from the annotation of a GenBank genome assembly.